ACCAUCAAAUCUGCUUACUGAGCGAAAAUGACGUAGAGAACUUUGUCUGGUCCACAGAAGAGCAAACACGCUCGGGUAGGAGCAUUGACAUUACGCUUAUGAGAAGCCAGAAUCAGCAGAGAGGCGUUUCGAUCGGAGACGGAUUUGAGAUCCAUAUACCAGAGUUGUCUACAUGUAAUCAAGAUUCAUCAAAGGUUUAUAUUAUAGAAUCGACCACUUCGCAAACUCUGGCAAUUAUGCAACCCACAGAUAAGAGUUCCCUUUCGACACAAACAAAGACCUUUACGUCUUCUCGCGAUUUUCAACAAUUCUGGAGACAACACUUGAACAACAACAGUCAUGCUUUGAGGUUUAAUAAGCUGAGCAUAGACGAAUUGAUUAUUUUAAUCAAAGAUGGCUUGAACAAACCGGAACUUUUACACGAAUAUGAAGAUCGAAUGAAAAAAUUAAAUGAUGAAACAAAUC
Messenger RNA from Paraglomus brasilianum, 465 nucleotides. The record is from the annotation of a GenBank genome assembly. NCBI's taxonomy places the organism in Eukaryota, Fungi, Glomeromycota, Glomeromycetes, Paraglomerales, Paraglomeraceae.